Lolium rigidum is the source of this 1292-nucleotide messenger RNA. RefSeq lists its product as uncharacterized. The transcript has 2 exons. Gene Ontology annotation, molecular function: S-adenosylmethionine-dependent methyltransferase activity. The record is from RefSeq and is a predicted model, not a curated record. Bases 370 to 1155 code for a protein of 261 amino acids. Lineage: Eukaryota; Viridiplantae; Streptophyta; Magnoliopsida; Poales; Poaceae.
UUCCCAUUUAGUUGCUGGAGCAUCUUGCGAUGUUCAGACGUUUUCAGUUCAGUGUCACUACGCAGUUGUUCUCUAUCUUUGUCAAGCAAAAGUGAUGUGCCUCAGACAAGUUAGAGAGUAAGCAAGUCUCCCACGUCUGGUUGACUUGCUUUAUACCACAAUCCGCAUGUUUCAGAUUUUAUGUUCUGCAGUUUACAGAUCUGAAUCCUAGUGGAUAAUGCAAAGUUCCUUUUGGCCAAGGAUCGUAUGACCACUUUGACUUUGGCUCUGACAUCCUUGGUGGUCUAUCAUCACCUAUAAAUUUCAUCCAGAUCCAGCCCUGCAACAGCAAUUCGCACUCACAGUUGAUAACAUAGCGCACACUCAAGAAUGGCGGGACUGUAUGAGAAACCGUCGGAGACGUACGUGAAGAAGCGGCCGCGGUACCCCAAGGAGUGGUUCUCCAUGCUCGCCUCCCUCACCGCCGGCCACCACCGAGCCUGGGACGCCGGCUGCGGCAGCGGCCAGGCUUCCGUCAGCAUCGCGGAGCACUACGACAGCGUGGUGGCGACGGACGUGAGCGAGGGCCAGCUCCGGCACGCCAUCGCGGACCCUAAGGUGCGGUACCUGCACACCCCGGUGGACCUGUCGGAGGACGAGCUCGUGGCCCUGGUCGGCGGCGAGGGCUCGCUGGACCUCGUCAUCGUGGCGACCUCGAUCCACUGGUUCGACGUCCCGCUCUUCUACGCCGUGGUGAACCGCGUCCUCAAGAAGCCCGGCGGCGUCCUCGCCGUGUGGGGCUACAGCUACGACAUCCACCCGUUCGGGGACAAGCUGCAGGGGACGCUGUACGGUGCCAUGCGGCCGUUCAUGGACCCGAGGACGAGGCUGGCCAUGGAGCGGUACCGCGAGCUGCCGUUCCCGUUCGAGCCCGUCGGGGUGGGCCGCGAGGGCGAGCCGGCCGACGUCGACAUGGAGGUGGACAUGACGCUGGAGGACCUGGCCGGGUUCGUGAUGACCGGCUCCGUCGCGACGACGGCGAGGGAGAGAGGGGUGGACCUGGCGGCGCUGGUGAAGGAUGUCAUGAAGGAGGUGGAGGAGGAGUGGGGAGAUAAGCCGACGGUGUCCAGGAAGCUUGUGUUCAAGGCCUUCAUGCUGGCAGGGAAGCCCAAGUGAAGUGAUGAACUCGAACUGAACUGCCAGUUGGUGUAUUGUGGUAGUACGUGUUGUUUAUUUCUUGGGAUCAGAAUUAGAACUGCCAGUCAGUGGUUUGUUUGCUUUGGAUGAGAAUCAGAAUAUCUGAAAUUCGCAGA